Molecule: messenger RNA, 777 nt
Organism: Python bivittatus (Burmese python)
Lineage: Eukaryota; Metazoa; Chordata; Lepidosauria; Squamata; Pythonidae
Product: histone H3
Cellular component (GO): nucleosome
Molecular function (GO): DNA binding; protein heterodimerization activity; structural constituent of chromatin
Source: RefSeq, a predicted model, not a curated record
UUUGCGCAAUGGCUCGUACCAAGCAGACUGCUCGCAAGUCCACCGGCGGGAAGGCGCCCCGUAAGCAGCUGGCCACGAAGGCGGCCAGGAAGAGCGCCCCGGCCACCGGGGGCGUGAAGAAGCCCCACCGCUACCGGCCCGGGACUGUCGCCCUGCGGGAGAUCCGCCGCUACCAGAAGUCGACGGAGCUGCUGAUCCGCAAGCUGCCCUUCCAGCGGCUGGUGCGCGAGAUCGCGCAGGACUUCAAGACCGACCUGCGCUUCCAGAGCUCGGCCGUGAUGGCGCUGCAGGAGGCGAGCGAGGCGUACCUGGUGGGGCUCUUCGAGGACACCAACCUGUGCGCCAUCCACGCCAAGCGCGUCACCAUCAUGCCCAAGGACAUCCAGCUGGCGCGCCGCAUCCGCGGGGAGAGGGCUUAAUUAACUACCACGAGAGUACCUCGUUUCUAAAACCCAAAGGCUCUUUUAAGAGCCACCAACUCUCCACGAAAACUGCUGAUAACGCUGCCCAGACUAGAAACCCGAAUGCGGUCAGGGUAAUUACACAUACGAAACACCGGCCUGAAAAUUAUAAGUUUCCAAUGUUUUUCCCCCACUUACAGUUUUGUAGUGAUUAAAGCCGUGGCUUUGACCCGCGGGGAAUGAAAUAAUCCGGCGAUGAUAUGCUGGACUUCUACAGGAUUAAGAUACCGGAGAUCGGGCUGCAAGUUUUUCGGAACAACGGACCUGUGACGUGGUCACUCGUUUUGUUUUUUUAGUGGAAUCCAGCACUUUUUAG